AUGGACAAUACACGGGGCAGAUCGCCUUCAAGAGGCAAUGCAGAGCACAUAAGCCCUCAACCAUCCCCGAACCAUUAUCCGGCUUCUGUGUCCGGCGUGGAUCCAUCGAUCCAGCAAGCUCUCACCACGGGCAAGUUCACAUCGCAGGUUUUCAAUAACCCGUUUCUCGAUCCACAACAACAAGCCGGCUUGCAAUCGGGCCCUACGGACCCACGAUUCUAUUCCGAGAAUCAGUUCUCCCAGGACAUCUUUCCGGAGAAUCAGUUCGGAGACCAGAACUUGGACUCGUCCUAUUCCAACAACUUCUUCUUGUACCAGGGCGAGAACAUGCCGAAUGAUUUCGGGCAGACAUAUUCACUAAACAACACAUAUGACAUGAGUACCCAGAACAACAGCAACAACAGCAACAUAAAUCCUGCCGACUUGAACAAAGCACCUUCUCCACAAGAUCACCAGUCCCCCAGCUUAUAUCCUCCAGAGAACCUCUCUUCGCAGCCGGCGUCACCGGCUUCGACAAACGGGCAGCCGUUCUUUACGCCCCAGCACUCCAGGCAUGCCUCUUUGGACCCUUCGAGCGCCUAUGGAGAGAACUUUGCCGGAGCCAAUUUCCAGCAACACAGGCGGGCGCCAUCAGAUCAUUCCGAGAUCUCCUCGGCCACCCAUUCUCCAUACAUGGCUCAUGCAGAACUACAUGAUCCAAUCGAACUCAAUCAUUCACCAUUCCUUCCUGCGCAGCCCGACACCAGCAACGCCUUUGGAAUGGAGAGUUUCAGUCUAGCCGAACAAGCCUCCUAUCGUUCUCCAAGGCUUAUGCCCCAUAUGGAUGCAAAUAUCCAGGGCCUGGGAUUGAAUCAGGAUCUCAGUUUGAACCAGCCACUGCGAAUGUCUGCUCCAGAGGUAUACACGACCCAGGCAACCGCAUAUCCUCCUGUUCUUCCGAGCAAUCACAUGCGGAAUACCUCAGUGGUGUCGGAUAUUGGCCGGGCCGACCAGUUCGAGCCUCCGACAAUCAACAUCGAACCGGCGCCGGUCUCAAGGCAGCAAAGUUUCGGACUGCAGGCCGAAGGGACCGAAGGUGCUCUUAGCCCUCCCUCCACAAACAGAGGACGCAACCGAAGCAAAUCCGAUGUCACUUUUACUCGGCCCCUGUCACGUUCUGGUUCGCCCGGACUCACCGCCACCAACAGCCUUGCCGUUCACUCAAGAUCACCCGAGCGUGGUAGCCGAUCACUGUCCCGUGAGUCGUCUCCGGGUCCCGGCGUGGCUUCAGGUCGCAUCGAUAAGAAUCGCCGGGCUUCUACGUCCUCUGUAGGUCAAAACCGGGAUUAUAUUCUGGAUUUGGCAGACCCCUCCAGACCAACUGCUUCACCCGCCGGUACAAGCACGAGAGUUCAGAAACAUCCAGCUACCUUUCAAUGCAAUCUCUGCCCCAAGCGCUUUACUCGGGCAUAUAAUUUGCGGUCUCAUCUGAGGACGCAUACGGAUGAGCGACCUUUUGUAUGUACUGUCUGCGGGAAGGCCUUUGCCCGGCAGCACGAUCGCAAACGUCACGAAGGCCUUCACAGCGGCGAGAAAAAGUUUGUCUGUAAAGGGGAACUUCACACCGCACCUGGCCAAUCUUGGGGCUGUGGGAGGAGAUUUGCUCGAGCCGAUGCUCUGGGCCGUCAUUUCCGGUCCGAGGCCGGUAGAAUAUGCAUCAAACCACUACUGGAGGAAGAAAAAGCAGAGCGGCAGAACAGGGCAUUAUUGGAGCAACAACAGCAGCAGCAACAGGCGCAGUUUAGCCAAAGCACGCUGCAACCUGUCCCUCCACCAAUGAUGAUUGGCAUGGAUCCCAACACUGGAACUGGAGGAUUUGCCCUGCCUGCGGCGCUGCUGCAACAAUAUCCUGCGCUUCAAAAUAUCGACUGGUCUCGGAUCUCCACCGCUGAAGAUCAAGGUGAUCUCAGUGAUGUUGGCGGCAUGGGCACUGCUAGUUUCGACGGCUCGAGUGGUGGAGAUGAUUAUUAUGAAGAUAUCAGUGAUGGCUAUGUCAGUGGCAGUGGCAUGGACUUUCCAAACCCGGGGCAUCAGAUGUAUAUGGGGAGUUGA
Capronia epimyces CBS 606.96 is the source of this 2091-nucleotide messenger RNA. RefSeq lists its product as uncharacterized. Gene Ontology annotation, molecular function: RNA polymerase II cis-regulatory region sequence-specific DNA binding; DNA-binding transcription factor activity, RNA polymerase II-specific. Gene Ontology annotation, biological process: regulation of DNA-templated transcription. The transcript has 2 exons. Lineage: Eukaryota; Fungi; Ascomycota; Eurotiomycetes; Chaetothyriales; Herpotrichiellaceae. The record is from RefSeq and is a predicted model, not a curated record. Bases 1 to 2091 code for a protein of 696 amino acids.